AUGCUGGGUUUGGAGAGAUCGCUCGGGGGCGUGGCCCUGGUUGUCUUUUUGGCGUCCGCGUACUCGCAGCAUAGCGCGCACGAGCACCUCGUGGGCGCGCUGGACAGGCGCAUCGCGCUGCUGGAAAAGCAGGCUGGUGACUUGAGGGCGCAAGAAGCAGGCGAAAUGGUGCUCCUCCGAGGAGUGCUGGAGAGGCUCACCAUAGCGAUCGAGACGGCGCAGGCACACGACGAGACGGCGCAGGCAGCACAAACCGAGACGGAAGACAUGGCUCAAACCAACUGUCCGCGACACCAAUGCUUGCGACUCUUGAAGCAAGUGGGGUACACAGAGGUGUGCACUGAGAGCCCGUUCGGUUUCGGUCUCAGCGCGCAGCACAUGAUCGAUGCCGGUUGUACGGAGGAGGAUCUGGCCGUCAUUUUCCUAUCGAUGGCCUCGAUGACCAAUGGAGCAAAUUGA
Molecule: messenger RNA, 459 nt
Organism: Emiliania huxleyi CCMP1516
Lineage: Eukaryota; Haptophyta; Isochrysidales; Noelaerhabdaceae
Exons: 3
Coding region: 1-459 (152 amino acids)
Source: RefSeq, a predicted model, not a curated record